Molecule: messenger RNA, 816 nt
Organism: Laetiporus sulphureus 93-53
Lineage: Eukaryota; Fungi; Basidiomycota; Agaricomycetes; Polyporales; Laetiporaceae
Product: acyl-CoA N-acyltransferase
Exons: 1
Coding region: 1-816 (271 amino acids)
Molecular function (GO): protein-N-terminal-alanine acetyltransferase activity; protein N-terminal-serine acetyltransferase activity
Source: RefSeq, a predicted model, not a curated record
AUGUCGCCUCCCUUCGUCAACAAGUACACACCGCCGCCCCCGGACGCCCUGCCUGAUGUCGACGCGCUCCUGUCUUCUACGGAGCCAUACGACAUCAAUUUCGCACUUCCACUGCACCUUGAUACCCUUUCCUGCCCGACCGUCCGACUCACGCCCUUUGUCCCUGCCCUUCAUGCCAAGGAGUUCUGGGACAACGUCGAGUCACGAGCUGACGAGCUCUUCAAGUACUAUCCGUUCUUACCCGGGUCGCUGCCAGAGUAUCUGCGCAUCAUCGAGUCGUAUCGCCAGAACCCCGAGUGGCUGCCUUUCGCCGUGUAUGACAGGACAAAGAACGGCCCGGGCGGCGACGGUGCACUCGCAGGGAUGGUGAUGCUCAUUAACACCGCCGCGGCGCAUCUGCGGACGGAGAUCGGCUUUAUGAUCAUAUUCCCCGAGUUCCACCACACGCACGUCGCGCGUACUGCCGUCGCGCUCCUCCUCCGCUACUGCCUCCAGACGCCUACGGCCUCCCCACCCGGCCUGGGCUUCCGCCGUGUGCACUGGUCGGUGCAUCCGAGCAACAAGCCGUCGAUCGGGCUGGCGAAGAAGACUGGGUUCAAGGAGGAGGGCGUUCUGCGCUGGAUGUUCGUCCUGCCUGACGUUGAGACAUUGCAAAAGGCGGGAUGGGAGGUGAAGAGGAAAGGACAAGAGGUCGAGGGAUACGGAAGGCACUCGUUAUGGCUCUCUCAUUGCUGGGAUGAUUGGGAGAAUGGCGGACGUGAGCUGUGUGAGAGCAUCAUCGAAGGAUUGGUCAAACCGACUAGAGCUGCAGCAUGA